Messenger RNA from Vicugna pacos (alpaca), 3768 nucleotides. Lineage: Eukaryota; Metazoa; Chordata; Mammalia; Artiodactyla; Camelidae. The record is from RefSeq and is a predicted model, not a curated record.
GCAUGCCUUGUCAUUAUGAUUCUUUUGGUUGCUCCCAGGGAUUAUCUUGAACACAUAACAUCCAUUGGCCCCAGGACUACAGGGAGUCCAGAAAAUGAAAUUCUGACGGUGCAUUACCUUUUGGAACAGAUUAAACUAAUUGAAGUUCAAAGCAACAGCCUUCACAAGAUUUCAGUCAACGUACAGAGGCCCACAGGCUCCUUUAGCAUUGACUUCUUGGGAGGGUUUACAAGCUAUUAUGACAACAUCACCAACGUUGCGGUAAAGCUGGAACCCAGAGAUGGAGCCCAGCAUGCUGUCCUGGCUAACUGUCAUUUUGACUCAGUGGCGAACUCACCAGGUGCCAGUGAUGAUGCAGUUAGCUGUUCCGUGUUGCUGGAAGUCCUUCGUGUCUUGUCCGCGUCUUCAGAAGCCUUACAUCACGCCAUCAUAUUUCUCUUCAAUGGUGCUGAGGAGAACGUCUUGCAAGCCAGUCAUGGUUUUAUUACCCAGCACCCCUGGGCCAGCUUGAUUCGUGCAUUUAUUAACCUGGAGGCAGCGGGUGUAGGAGGGAAAGAACUUGUAUUCCAAACAGGACCUGAAAAUCCUUGGUUGGUCCAAGCUUAUGUUUCAGCAGCUAAACACCCAUUUGCUUCUGUGGUGGCUCAGGAGGUUUUCCAGAGUGGGAUCAUUCCCUCAGAUACGGACUUCCGCAUCUACAGGGACUUUGGGAACAUUCCAGGAAUAGACUUAGCUUUUAUUGAGAAUGGAUACAUUUAUCACACCAAGUAUGACACAGCGGACAGAAUCCUAACAGACUCCAUUCAGAGAGCAGGCGACAACAUUUUAGCAGUUCUUAAAUAUCUAGCCACGUCUGAUAUGUUGGCUGCUGCUUCUGAGUAUCAACAUGGAAACAUGGUCUUCUUUGAUGUGCUUGGCCUGUUUGUCAUCGCCUACCCUUAUCGUGUUGGCUUGAUCAUUAACUACAUGGUGAUAACGGCUGUUGCUUUAUACCUGGGAAGGAAAUUGUUGCAGCCCAAACAUAAGUCUGCAAGCUACACGAAGGACUUCUUCUGUGGCCUUGGCAUCACUCUGAUAAGCUGGUUCACUAGCUUGGUCACUGUGCUCAUUAUAGCAGUGUUCAUCUCUCUUAUUGGACAGUCUCUCUCAUGGUAUAACCACUUCUAUGUCUCCGUUUGUCUGUAUGGAACUGCUGCUGUAACCAAAAUAAUAUUCAUACAUACCCUCGCAAAAAGAUUUUAUUACGUGAAUGCCAGUGACCAGUAUCUGGGAGAAGUGUUUUUUGAUGUCUCGCUGUUCGUGCACUGUGGGUUCCUCACCGUUCUCACUUACCAGGGGCUCUGCUCGGCAUUUAUUAGCGCCAUCUGGGUGGUGUUUCCAUUGCUCACAAAGCUUUGUGUGCACAAGGACUUUAAGCGGCAUGGUGCUGGAGGAAAAUUUAUUGCCUUCUACCUUUUGGGGAUGUUUAUUCCUUACCUGUACGCACUGUACCUCAUCUGGGCCGUAUUUGAGAUGUUUACCCCUAUCCUCGGGAGGAGUGGUUCUGAAAUUCCACCUGAUGUUGUGCUGGCUUCUAUUUUGGCUGGUUGUACAAUGACUCUCUCAUCCUAUUUUAUUAACUUCAUCUACCUUGCCAAAAGCACAAAAAGAACCAUGCUAACUUUAACUUUGGUAUGUACAAUUACAUUCCUCCUCGUCUGCAGUGGAACUUUUUUCCCAUAUAGCUCCAACCCUGCCAGUCCAAAGCCAAAGAGAGUGUUUCUUCAGCUUCCAGUGCAUUUCCUGAUCAGGAAAAACUGGUAUCUUCCUGCCCCAGAAGUUUCUCCUCGAGAUCCUGCUCAUUUCAGGCUUGUAUCCAAAGAACAGACACCCUGGGAUUCUAUAAAGCUGACCUUUGAAGCAACAGGACCAAGCCAUAUGUCGUUCUAUGUUCGAACCCACAAAGGGUCCACACUUUCUCAGUGGUCUCUUGGCAAUGGUACCCCAGUCACAAGUAAAGGAGGGGACUACUUUGUAUUUUAUUCCCAUGGACUCCAGGCCUCCGCAUGGCAGUUCUGGAUAGAAGUACAGGUCUUGGAAGAACAGCCAGAAGGAAUGGUCACUGUGGCCAUUGCUGCCCACUAUUUUUCUGGGGAAGACAAGAGAUCCUCCCAGCUGGAUGCUCUGAAAGAGAAGUUCCCAGAUUGGACAUUUCCCUCUGCCUGGGUGUGCACCUACAAUCUCUUUGUGUUUUAAUCCUGUGGAUGAGCUCUAAUACUCCAUGUGGCACGGUUUCUCCUUACGGAUGUUUGUAUGUAAGUCAGUGAAUUUUAAUGAGCAUGUGUUCAAAGAGCUUUGUGGACGAACACUCUUCAGGGCUAAGCACUAUCGUGGUUGCACUGUGGGGUGGUGUGCAUGGCCUGUUUGGCACCUGAAAAUACCAGUUUUCUAGCACUUAAAAGCACAUGUGGGUAUGGCCACUAUACACAUUUUAUAUGACCUUAGGGACAAAAGCCAACAGACCACUUUAAUAGUCGUCCUCUUAAGAUCAUGAAAGGUGUAGAAGGUACUAUAAGUCCACUGUUAAUGAUACAAAUGACAUUUCUAACUAAAGCCCAAGACCAUUUGUUGUGUCAGGGACAGUAGGUAAAAUAUUCACGGAGGUAAUGACUCCCCUUGAGACCUACUACCUCUGUAGGUCAUUAGAAAGCGACUGUGUAAGGACGGGAAGAACCCCUGGGCCUGUGCUGCUUCAGGCAGCGUCUGGAGUGUGCUUUGCAUCUCUGGAGCCCUGGUCCCAGCGCGGAACCUGCGUUGGGUUGGUGACUCCUGUUUUGACAAGUCGUCACUGAGAUCCACUACUGCAUUGCUUCUCCGAGGUUGCUUUCAAAGCCUGUUCCCCUUUCCACACGUUCCACCUUGAGCAAAGGACCAUUUGUCUAGUUACCUUUUCCUCUGGAGCUUCAGUGUCUUUUGGUUUAGACUGUUGUUUUUGCAAGUUUUAUGACCUUAACUUCUUUCCUCAGAGCACUGAGUUGCCAUGGUGGCUUAUUCUGAGAUGGGAGAAGAGAAGGGCGUGGAGUGGCCGGGCAUUUUAUAUUUAUUCUCUUCAUUUUGUAGCAGUCUUCUGUUGUCCAAAGUUAAUCCUUUAGGGUAUAAUUUAAUUGAUGAACUAGGUCCUUAUUUUUGUCUGUUUUCCAGCUAGUUGAACUUCAGUUUCUCAGUAACUUCCUAUGUCCAGUAGAGCUUGCUUUCCUGAGACUUGAGGCUGUGGCUUGUACUGGAAUGUCCUCCUGUAACUGUCCUUUAAGUUGUUGGUGUUCAAAGCCUGCAUGAUGGCAGCCCUGGGAUCUGGAGGUGCUUUUCAUGCUGAAGAAGAUGGCAGUGUAGCAUAGCAGUGCCUCUCAUGGCUUCUUGGCUUGAGCAGUGGUAAAUUCUGCUAGCUUUUUUCCAUUGAAAAAUGUAAAAAGUUGGACAAAUUUUGAGUUUAGCAAGUAUAGGCCCACCCCCAAAACAUACUAAAGAAAAGCUAUAGUAAAACAAAACAGAAGUGGGCACAUCCAAGUGCCACUCAGAUCUGCCCAAGCACAAAGAGCAUAGUAAGUGUGCGUCGUAGAAGAAAAUACUUCUUAAAAUGCGAUGUAUACAGUACGCUCUCUUAAUCAUGCUCAAGUUGCCUGCCUAAUUUACAACUUAAAAAUUGACUGGACCCACAGACAGCAGGGCUGCAGCCACAGCUGAAUAACAUUUGGGCUGUCACAUGCAUGGACACUGUAGGAACCAUAUGCA